AUGUCAAGACCCGAGCACAUUGCACCGCCAGAAAUCUUUUACGGCGACACUGAAGCACGCAAAUAUACUGAAAAUUCUCGUAUUGCUUCUGUUCAAGCUGAGAUGGCUUAUCGAGCAUUGGAGUUGUUGAAUUUGCCUCCUGGACCAGCCUAUUUACUCGAUAUUGGAUGUGGAUCUGGACUUAGUGGUGAGAUCCUUGAGGAGGAAGGACAUUUUUGGGUUGGCAUGGAUAUCUCACCUUCUAUGCUUGAUGUGGCUCAAGAACGUGAAGUGGAAGGUGAUUUAUUCCUGCAAGAUGCUGGUCAAGGCAUCGGAUAUCGACCUGGUGUUUUUGACGGGGCGAUCAGUAUCUCUGUACUCCAGUGGCUGUGCAAUGCCGACAAGCAAAUCAAUCGACCCAAGGCACGCUUGCAACGUUUCUUUUCCACACUUUAUGCAUCUCUCAACAAAGGAGCUCGUGCCAUUUUCCAAUUCUAUCCCGAGAACGAUGAUCAAAUCCAACUCAUCACGGAUGUGGCUCAUCGCUGCGGUUUCGAAGGUGGUUUAUUGAUUGAUUAUCCCAAUUCCAAGAAAGCCAAAAAGUACUAUUUGUGUCUCUUUGCCGGUCAACAAACGGGUGUACGCAACGAGAUGCCAAGCGCCUUGGGCGAGGAUGGUGAAAUGCAUCCCGAUGAAGCUAAAUCCAUUGCCUAUGAGACACGAAAGGCAGCAACGAAAAGGAGAAAGAAUCGUAAGAAUAUCAAGACGAAGGAUUGGAUUCAACACAAAAAGCAAAUCGCUCGGGAGCGUGGUGACAAGCCGGUUGCAAGAGAUUCAAAGUACACUGGCCGAAAACGCAAAGUCCGUUUCUAA
Molecule: messenger RNA, 852 nt
Organism: Lichtheimia ornata
Lineage: Eukaryota; Fungi; Mucoromycota; Mucoromycetes; Mucorales; Lichtheimiaceae
Exons: 4
Coding region: 1-852 (283 amino acids)
Biological process (GO): rRNA (guanine-N7)-methylation
Cellular component (GO): nucleolus
Molecular function (GO): rRNA (guanine) methyltransferase activity
Source: RefSeq, a predicted model, not a curated record